Cololabis saira (Pacific saury) is the source of this 4822-nucleotide messenger RNA. RefSeq names its product sarcoplasmic/endoplasmic reticulum calcium ATPase 2. Gene Ontology annotation, molecular function: ATP binding; ATP hydrolysis activity; P-type calcium transporter activity. The record is from RefSeq and is a predicted model, not a curated record. NCBI's taxonomy places the organism in Eukaryota, Metazoa, Chordata, Actinopteri, Beloniformes, Belonidae. Gene Ontology annotation, cellular component: membrane. The coding region runs from base 365 to 3493 and encodes 1042 amino acids. Gene Ontology annotation, biological process: calcium ion transmembrane transport; intracellular calcium ion homeostasis. The transcript is spliced from 23 exons.
CCGGGCUGAUUCCGCAACACAAGGACGGAGUGAGCGACGGGACUGAGCUGCAACUCAACACAUGUGUCAAUUAUCCUCUCGGUCAGGGUUAAUUCGUAAUACAUCGCGUUAAAGGAGUCGGGGCUUACAUAACCGAACCCCCCCGAGACAGACAGGUGUCGGUGCGAGUCUGUGGCCGGAGCUUUGGGGCCGGAGCCCAGCGGACCACGAGCCGGUUAGCUGUAGCCGCUAGCAGGAUAACCGCUCCGCCGUGCCCGCACACCUGCGUCCCGCAGCCCCGCAGCUCCCCGCCUACCGCCCGGUUCCCUCCGCCUCGACCCCCGCAGUGGUCCCGGAGCAGAGCUCUGGUCCAGAGGUCACCACCAUGGACAACGCGCACACCAAGACGGUGGAGGAAGUGUUCAGCUGCUUCUCCGUGAACGAGAGCACCGGGCUGAGCGCGGACGAGGUGAAGAAACAGCGGGAGCUGUUCGGACCCAACGAGCUGCCAGCUGAGGAGGGCAAAUCUCUUUGGGAAUUGGUGAUUGAACAGUUUGAAGAUUUGCUUGUAAGGAUCCUUUUACUUGCUGCCUGCAUAUCCUUCGUUCUGGCCUGGUUUGAAGAGGGAGAGGAAACUGUUACAGCCUUCGUGGAGCCUUUUGUUAUCCUCCUUAUUCUCAUAGCAAAUGCAAUUGUUGGAGUUUGGCAGGAGCGAAAUGCAGAAAAUGCCAUUGAAGCACUUAAAGAGUAUGAGCCCGAGAUGGGAAAGGUAUACCGCCAAGACAGGAAGAGCGUCCAGAGAAUCAAGGCCAGGGACAUUGUGCCUGGGGACAUUGUGGAGGUGGCUGUUGGAGAUAAAGUGCCUGCAGACAUCAGGCUGACUUCUAUCAAAUCAACAACACUAAGGGUUGACCAAUCAAUUCUUACAGGGGAGUCUGUGUCUGUAAUCAAACACACAGACCCGGUUCCCGACCCACGUGCCGUCAACCAGGACAAGAAAAACAUGCUCUUUUCUGGAACCAACAUCGCAGCUGGAAAGGCUGUUGGUGUGGUGGUGGCCACAGCUGGCAACACAGAAAUAGGCAAAAUCCGAGAUGAGAUGGCUGCCACUGAGCAGGAGCGCACCCCACUACAGCAGAAGCUGGAUGAGUUUGGACAGCAGCUAUCCAAGGUUAUCACAUUGAUCUGCAUUGCUGUAUGGAUCAUCAAUAUUGGUCACUUCAAUGACCCUGUCCAUGGAGGUUCCUGGAUUCGAGGCGCAGUCUAUUACUUUAAGAUUGCUGUAGCUUUGGCUGUCGCUGCUAUUCCCGAAGGUCUUCCUGCUGUUAUCACUACUUGCUUGGCUUUAGGAACGCGGCGAAUGGCCAAGAAGAAUGCCAUUGUCCGCAGUUUGCCCUCCGUGGAGACCCUGGGCUGUACAUCUGUCAUCUGCUCUGACAAGACUGGCACACUGACCACUAAUCAGAUGUCUGUGUGCAGGAUGUUUAUCAUUGAUAAGGCAGGUGGUGAUCAAUGUUCAUUGAAGGAAUUCACCAUUACUGGUUCCACAUAUGCCCCAGAUGGAGAAGUGUUUCAUAAUGGCAAACCAGUGAAAUGUUCCCAGUAUGACGCCUUAGUGGAGCUGGCCUCCAUCUGUGCUCUCUGUAAUGACUCCUCACUGGACUACAAUGAGGCCAAAGGUGUGUACGAGAAAGUGGGUGAGGCCACAGAGACGGCUCUCACGUGCCUGGCGGAAAAGAUGAACGUGUUUGAUACAGACGUCAAAGGCCUCUCCAAGAUUGAGAGAGCUAACGCCUGUAACUCUGUUAUCAAGCAGCUGAUGAAGAAAGAGUUUACCCUGGAAUUUUCCAGAGACAGGAAAUCUAUGUCUGUAUACUGCACUCCCAAUAAAGCACAUUCCUCUGCUGGCAAGAUGUUUGUUAAGGGUGCACCAGAGGGAGUGAUUGACAGAUGCACACACAUCCGUGUAGGCAGUAACAAGAUGCCCAUGACCCCUGGCAUCAAAGAAAAGAUCCUGUCUGUGAUCAGAGAGUACGGGACUGGCCGGGACACCCUGCGUUGUCUGGCACUGGCCACCCGUGAUAACCCCCUGCGCAAAGAGGACCUGGCAUUGGAGGACUCCACUCGUUUUAUAGAGUAUGAGACUGAUCUGACAUUUGUGGGCUGUGUUGGCAUGCUGGAUCCUCCCAGAGCAGAAGUGGCUGCCUCUAUUAGACUUUGUCGUCUUGCAGGCAUUAGAGUGAUUAUGAUCACCGGCGACAACAAGGGCACAGCAGUGGCUAUUUGCAGACGUAUUGGUAUCUUUGGAGAAGAUGCUGAUGUUUCCACUAUGGCCUUCACUGGCAGAGAAUUUGAUGAUCUCUCACUUGCUGCACAAAAAGAAGCUGUGAUCAAGGCUCGCUGCUUUGCCCGUGUUGAGCCUGCUCAUAAAUCCAAGAUUGUCGAAUAUCUGCAAUCUUUUGAUGAGAUUACAGCGAUGACUGGUGAUGGUGUAAAUGAUGCCCCUGCUCUAAAGAAGGCAGAGAUUGGCAUUGCCAUGGGAUCAGGAACAGCCGUGGCCAAGACGGCCUCAGAGAUGGUGCUGGCUGACGACAACUUUUCCACUAUUGUUGCAGCAGUUGAGGAAGGCAGAGCCAUUUACAACAACAUGAAGCAGUUCAUAAGAUACCUGAUCUCUUCAAAUGUGGGCGAAGUUGUCUGCAUCUUCCUGACUGCAGCUCUGGGGUUCCCUGAAGCCCUCAUCCCCGUUCAGCUGCUUUGGGUCAACCUGGUGACCGAUGGUUUGCCUGCCACCGCUUUAGGCUUCAACCCACCAGACUUGGACAUCAUGAGCAAACCUCCACGCAAUGCUCGGGAACCCCUCAUCUCAGGAUGGCUCUUCUUUAGAUACCUCAUCAUUGGAUGUUAUGUUGGAGCUGCCACUGUUGGUGCUGCUGCCUGGUGGUUUGUUGCUGCUGAAGAUGGACCAAGGCUCACCUUUUAUCAUCUGAGCCACUUCCUGCAAUGUGGUCCAGAAAAUCCAGACUUCCAGGAUGUAGACUGUAAGAUCUUUGAGUCCCCGUAUCCUAUGACCAUGGCUCUGUCAGUGCUGGUCACCAUUGAGAUGUGCAAUGCCCUGAACAGCGUGUCGGAGAACCAGUCCCUUCUGCGCAUGCCUCCCUGGGAGAACGUGUGGCUGCUGGGAGCAAUCUGCCUCUCCAUGUCUCUGCACUUCCUUAUCCUCUACGUGGAGCCUCUGCCAAUCAUUUUCCAGAUUACCCCUUUGAAUCUGAUACAGUGGCUAAUGGUGCUCAAGAUCUCUCUGCCCGUCAUUCUACUCGAUGAAAUGCUAAAGUUUGCUGCUAGAAACUACCUGGAGCCUGGUAAAGAGCUGGAGAAGCCUUCCAGCUCUAAGGGCUGCUCUCUGUUUGCAUGUAUGGAGGGUAUUUCGUGGCCCUUUGUGGCCAUUUCCCUCCCCUUGGUCCUCUGGAUCUACAGCUGCGACACUAACAUGGCCGACAUGUUCAUGUCCUGACUGACUUGAGCACAACUUCAACUUUUCCAUUCCCCAUCCACUGCCAUCACUUCCCUUACUCCUCUUCUCCUUCCCUCUCUGCCUUCCUAAAUUUGCAUAACUUGCGUGUGUGCGUGUGUUUGUAGAGUUUGUGUGUGAGCGUGUGUGCACGAGAAGGACCAACUUCAACCUAACAAAUAUUAUAAAAUGUUAACAUUUAAAAGUCACCUGUUUUGAGUUGGGAUAGAAUUUAUGAACGGGUGAACCUUUACAUGUGAGUGUUAGACCAUCACUCCCAUGGUUGUGGACUUUUGUUAAUGGUUUGAAAGAAAAUAUAGUUUUGCCAGUUUUUUUUUGUUUUUUUUUGUUAAUGUCAUUAUUGCCUUUAAGGUAUAGUAUAAAGAUGUAGGAAAUGUCGUGUCCUAUGUCACUACGAAGUCAGAAAAUUGUUUUGUUUAGCUUCCCUAUUGAUAAAAGGAAAUUUAAGAAAUCUGAAUCAUUUGAACUGUACAGAGAUUGAACACUAUUGUAUGCAACUAGGUUUUUUGUUUUGUUUUGUUUUUUAAGGCUCUGUAAAUUGUUUGACCAGCGUGGCUUAGACACACCGCCUUGAUUUUAUUUUCUAAUGUUUACCAUUGUGUCUUCAGUAUGAAUUCAAAACUCUGCAAGGACAAGCUCCGGCAGCAGACAAGGACGGAGACAGGUUUGAGAUGCUUGACUGAAAGAAAAGAAAAAACAGAGAAACUAAAAGCUGCAUGUCCUGUGACCAAGCAUGAUCUGUGUGUGGUUUUUCAUUUCUAAUUUAAUUGCGUAUGUCCCCCCUGUAAGAGUUUAAAUUAACUGUGGCUCUUUUUCUUUUUUUUUUUUUUACAAUAUUGAUUGAAAAUAGUAGGUUUUUCUGCACUGGGCAGAGCACAGCUACCUCAGUAUGAUUAAAGAAUAUUUUUUGCUCAUUUCAAGAUGCUUUUCCAGAAACAGUUUCAGUAGAAAAUAACAUCGGAGGUGUGCCCCGAUUUGCUUGUGCAGAGAAAAAAAAAAAAGAACAAAAUGUUGCUACCCUCUAACAUUUAAACUAUUUUGUUUGUAUUGAAUUGUGACAUUCAUUAAUUUUGUUUUGCUGCGGAGAAAGAGCUGGGUGUGGAUGUUGUACAUUUACCAUCUCUGUGGUGUUUGAUUCAAAGGAGAAAUAUUAAAAUCUUAAAAUAUACUAAUAAGUACUCCACAUGAGCAUUGAUUGCAAAUGUUCUUGUUUUUUUUUUUCUACUUCAAGAAAAAAAUACACUCAUGAACCCUUUGAAUCAAGUGUUUUCUGUCUUUUAUUUAAUAAAAUUGAGCUCAUGUUUCUUUUCA